UAUUGUUGUGUGAGUAUCGUCCACCGGAAUUCAUUAUUUGUCACGCCUUUAAAAUUUUUCUGAGCAGGUGGAACUUUCCUCGCCUCACGCUUGAAAACAAAUUUCGCCGUCAGAUCUCUGAAUCAAAUUGGAUUGAAUAGAAUGAAGCAGUAACUGUAGGGAGAUUUGUUUUGGUUCGUUUCAGUUAAAAAUAAUUAUGGCGUGGUAGGGUUUCGUAAAUCUUCCCUCCAAACUCUGGCCAUUUUUUCUCAUCGGCAUCGUUGACGGAAUCUUGAGGGGGUAUGUUUGAAGUAAGUACAGGGUUUGAUAAAGUGGGUAUUGGAUUGGAGACUUUGUUAGAUGCUCUGAUGUGAAACGGGUAGGAUUCUAUGUCAUUUCAUUGGCCAAAUUUGCUGAUUUAGAAAUGAGGAACCUUGUUCAGUCAUCCAGGAGGGUUCUGGCACAACAUUACUUAAGGAGAUGGGAUUCAGUUAAUAGGUCUCUCAGCACACAGUCUGCAAGUACCUCUACUACACCACAACCACCUCCACCACCUCCACCCCCUGAGAGAACACAUUUUGGAGGACUUAAAGAUGAGGAUCGCAUUUUUACAAAUCUAUAUGGUUUGCAUGAUCCACUUUUGAAAGGAGCCAUGAAACGCGGGGAUUGGUACAGGACUAAGGAUCUUGUGCAGAAGGGUUCUGAUUGGAUUGUGAAUGAGAUGAAGAAAUCAGGUCUGCGUGGACGAGGAGGUGCAGGAUUUCCUUCAGGUCUGAAAUGGUCAUUCAUGCCAAAAGUUUCUGAUGGGCGUCCUUCCUAUCUUGUUGUAAAUGCUGAUGAGAGUGAACCGGGCACCUGCAAAGAUAGAGAGAUUAUGAGACAUGAUCCCCACAAGCUUCUUGAGGGUUGCCUAAUAGCAGGUGUUGGCAUGCGUGCUAGUGCUGCAUACAUUUACAUCAGAGGUGAAUAUGUGAAUGAGAGGAAAGCCCUCGAGAGUGCCCUAAAGGAGGCAUAUGCAGCUGGGUAUUUAGGCAAAAAUGCUUGCAACUCGGGUUAUGAUUUUGAUGUUCAUAUUCACUUUGGAGCUGGUGCUUACAUUUGUGGAGAAGAGACAGCAUUACUAGAGAGCUUGGAGGGUAAACAAGGCAAGCCUCGAUUGAAGCCUCCCUUUCCUGCAAAUUCAGGUCUGUAUGGCUGUCCAACAACUGUUACCAAUGUGGAGACAGUUGCUGUUUCUCCAACCAUACUCCGCAGGGGUCCUGAGUGGUUUGCUAGCUUUGGUCGUAAGAACAAUGCAGGGACAAAGCUUUUCUGUAUUUCAGGACAUGUCAACAAACCUUGCACUGUUGAAGAGGAGAUGAGCAUCUCCCUAAAGGAACUGAUUGAGAGACAUGCAGGGGGUGUAAGAGGUGGGUGGGAUAAUUUGCUUGCAAUUAUUCCUGGAGGUUCUUCUGUUCCUCUUCUUCCCAAGAAUAUCUGUGAUGAUGUCUUGAUGGAUUUUGAUGCAUUGAAGGCUGUGCAGUCAGGGCUUGGAACAGCUGCUGUUAUUGUCAUGGAUAAGUCAACUGAUGUAGUGAAUGCAAUAGCUCGCCUUUCAUAUUUCUACAAACACGAGAGUUGUGGUCAGUGUACCCCAUGCAGGGAGGGAACAGGAUGGCUCUGGAUGAUCAUGGAGAGAAUGAAGGUUGGGAAUGCUAAACUUGAAGAGAUAGACAUGCUCCAAGAAGUGACAAAGCAGAUUGAAGGUCAUACAAUUUGUGCUUUAGGUGAUGCUGCUGCUUGGCCUGUUCAAGGUCUUAUUCGUCAUUUCAGGCCUGAGCUGGAAAGAAGAAUUCAUGAGCGUGCAAGACAGGAACUCAUGGAAGCUGUUGCGUAGACAUGGUUCUUCUAAUCUUGCAAGUUGGAAUAUGUUUUAUUGACAUUUUAUGUUUCUCGAUUUAUGAAUUUCAUAUUUUUCCCAUUAGCUAAGGAGACAAAUAUCAGAGCUUCCUAAAAUAAAUUGAAAAAAACAUGAAGUACUUGUUGAUGGAGAUCAUUAGAGAUCUCAGCAUAUAACUUCAAACUCGAGACCCUUGUGUUUGAAAUGGUGAAUGCAGCAACCAUGUGCAGCAUUAACUUUGUUUUUUGUUGAUUCUGCUAAUUAUUUUAUGUGCACUGACACAACCACUUGCCAUUUUCA
This is a messenger RNA of Cryptomeria japonica (Japanese cedar), 2158 nucleotides long. Its product is annotated as NADH dehydrogenase [ubiquinone] flavoprotein 1, mitochondrial. Gene Ontology annotation, molecular function: FMN binding; NADH dehydrogenase (ubiquinone) activity; 4 iron, 4 sulfur cluster binding. Gene Ontology annotation, biological process: mitochondrial electron transport, NADH to ubiquinone. The transcript has 3 exons. The coding region runs from base 404 to 1855 and encodes 483 amino acids. Lineage: Eukaryota; Viridiplantae; Streptophyta; Pinopsida; Cupressales; Cupressaceae. The record is from RefSeq and is a predicted model, not a curated record.